AUGGGCUGGUUCACACGCGCUGAGCCCGAGAAGCCCAAUGCCGCCUCGCGCGACGACCGCAAAAAAUGCUGGGAGUCAAGAGACCUCUAUUUCUCCUGCUUGGACGCGGCGCAGGUGGUCGUCCCUGGCAGCGAAGGCGACAGAUGCAACGCGCAGAAUCAGGCUUUCCAACAGAACUGCGCGAAGAGCUGGGUGGAUUACUUUAACAAGCGUCGGGUCCUCGCCGAGCAGCAGAAACCCAUCCUCGCGCAGGCGAAUAUGCAGGCCGAGGAGGCCAAGCGGAAGGCUUCUUGA
Heterobasidion irregulare TC 32-1 is the source of this 294-nucleotide messenger RNA. RefSeq lists its product as uncharacterized. The coding region runs from base 1 to 294 and encodes 97 amino acids. Gene Ontology annotation, cellular component: respiratory chain complex IV; mitochondrion. The transcript is spliced from 2 exons. The record is from RefSeq and is a predicted model, not a curated record. Lineage: Eukaryota; Fungi; Basidiomycota; Agaricomycetes; Russulales; Bondarzewiaceae.